AUGGAACUCCUCGACCUUCCGAUGAUGGGUAGGAGAUUCACUUGGACAAACUACCAAGAUCAUGCGAUUCAUAGUCGGUUGGACAGAUUUUUAAUUUCCCAGCAGGUGUUUGAGAAAUUUAAGGUGGUCCAAUGGGGGAUUCAUAGGCCAAUUUCUGAUCAUUGCCUUAUUGUGCUUACUAAUGAUGAAAGAGAUUGGGGUCCUAGACCAUUCAGGUUCAUGGAUAUCUGGCUUUCGAACCCGAGGUGUAUGGCUAAUGCUGAGGAGACUUGGGAAAAUACUGUGGUAAAUGGAUGGGCUGGCUUUCAAAUUUUGAGAAAAUUGAGGGCCAUUAAAGAUAAGCUCAAGGUGUGGAACAAAGAGGAGUUUGGGGAUGUAAACUCGGCACUGCUAGUAACGGAAACUGAACUUCAACAUUUAGAUUUGUUAGCUGAGGUAAGGCAGCUCUCUAUCGAGGAAAAAGCAUCCCGGUGUAAAGCUAAAUCCGAGUUUUGGAGACUCUCUCGAUUAACGGAAUCAUUAUGGCGACAUAAAUCAAGGAUUAAUUGGAUGAAAUUGGGGGACAAAAAUACAAGAUAUUUUCAGGCUAUAGCCAACAACAGGUUUCGAAGAAAUUUGGUGGGUUCAAUUAAGGCUAGUGGGAGAUUACUAGAAGAGCCAAAGGAUAUCAAAGAUGCUGUUGUUGUACAUUUCAAAAACAAUUUCAAAGAGGACAGCAUCGUUAGACCAAGGUUGGGGGGGUGGGGUUGGUUUCUUAGAAGGCUAUCUCCAUAUUCUGCAUUGCAACUUGGUAGAGUUUUUGAUGUGAGGGAGGUUUAG
Rhododendron vialii is the source of this 819-nucleotide messenger RNA. RefSeq lists its product as uncharacterized. Lineage: Eukaryota; Viridiplantae; Streptophyta; Magnoliopsida; Ericales; Ericaceae. The coding region runs from base 1 to 819 and encodes 272 amino acids. The transcript has a single exon. The record is from RefSeq and is a predicted model, not a curated record.